Messenger RNA from Gadus morhua (Atlantic cod), 6394 nucleotides. It is a transcript of the gene col4a2, whose product is annotated as collagen, type IV, alpha 2. The transcript has 44 exons. Lineage: Eukaryota; Metazoa; Chordata; Actinopteri; Gadiformes; Gadidae. Gene Ontology annotation, molecular function: extracellular matrix structural constituent conferring tensile strength. The record is from RefSeq and is a predicted model, not a curated record. The coding region runs from base 477 to 5405 and encodes 1642 amino acids. Gene Ontology annotation, cellular component: collagen trimer. Gene Ontology annotation, biological process: extracellular matrix organization.
UUGUCAUCACAGAGACUUAACUCUACUCUCUGUUAGGUUGAAGCUUUUGGGGUCUUUAGUUUCCUGUGGAUAUUAUCUGUCCCUGACAGGCAGAGCAGGUCGGCUGUGGUCAGCUGCAGUUCUCCAGCUUGCCCACUGUGGUGCAGUAGAGUGCUUAAGGAAAGUGAUGUAAUAUUAAAUGACGGAUAAAUGUCCCCCCCUAUGGUCCGCUCUGUAUACUGCUGCUAGCAAAGUAAUAGAAUAAACUGAUCAUACUUAGCAUAGAUUGAUGUGCUGUUGUCUUGUUGUGAUUCUUCAACAUCUCUGAGCUUUUACCCCGAGCAUUGGGUCUGCAUGUUUCUAAGUCUCCUACUGGAAGGUGAGUUGCCCAUUUUAAACACUGAAUCCAUUAUGGCUCGUUAUGUAAGUCAUGUCAUAUCUCUUGCAUGCCUCCCCGACACUAACUGAUCAUUAUUUAACUCAAAUGUAGAAAUGUGAUGCAAAUUGCGAUUGACGUGUUGCUGUGGCGCCCCCUGCUGUCCGCUUCAUGUACUGACUCUAACUGGUCUCUGUCUCUUGUUCAGGGCCAAACGGGGCCCGUUGGCCCCCAGGGCCUGGGGGGGCCCCCAGGGAGGGCAGGAGAGGUCGGCAUCAUGGGCCCCAAGGGGGAGCUGGGGGAGCGGGGCCGCGGCGGGGCCCUGGGCCCCAAGGGAUCGGUGGGAAUGAUGGGCGUUCCUGGAUUCACCGGAGCUGACGGGAUUCCUGGCCACCCCGGUACGGCGGGCCCCCGAGGGAGGCCAGGGGUCGACGGCUGCAACGGAACCAACGGGGACCCGGGGCGGUCGGGGCGCCCGGGCCGCGAGGGCCCCCCGGGGUACUCAGGCCAGACGGGCCGCAAGGGAUCCAAGGGGGACGAGCUGGAUCUCCACGUCUUCAUGGAGCGAUUCAGGGGCGAUAGAGGUUCCCCCGGGGCUCCUGGACCACACGGCCAAUCAGGAGGGACGGGCUGGCCAGGCUACAGGGGCCUCACCGGACCCAAGGGCCCCUGCGGGCCCCCAGGACCCCCCGGACCGAAGGGCACCAUGACCAAAGUACUGAAAGGGGUCAAGGGAGAGAGAGGAGACGCUGGCGAGCAGGGACCCACCGGGAACUCAACCACCCGCCCUCAUACAGGGUCCAAGAUUGGCAGCCAGGGGAGGAGGGGAGAGAAAGGGCUGAAGGGAGAAGUGGGAGAAGUUUCGGACAACAAGGGGGAGGCAGGCGUGACGGGCGGCCCCGGUGGCAGGGGUGAGCACGGUCUGUACGGACUGCCAGGACCCAAGGGGUACCCCGGGGAGGCGGGGCCAAUCGGCCGGGACGGAGUCAAGGGGACCAGGGGGGACCCUGGAGAUGUGAUCUCCUCUGGAUUCUGGGGCACCGGCGGACCAACGGGCCCCGCAGGAGAGACCGGCCACAAGGGGGCGCGAGGACCGGAGGGAGACCAGGGGCCACCAGGACCCUCGGGGAGACCAGCCGGGGAGUCACAGCAGCUCCUCUGGGACUUCUUCGGGCCCUUUGGGGACAAAGGGGACUCUGGAGAUAAGGGCCAGCCCGGGAAGGCAGGGAUCCCCGCCAUCAGCCCCGGACCCCAGGGGUACUCCGGGCUCCCGGGACCCCCCGGUCCCCCGGGACCCAAAGGAUCAUGGUUGGAGUUCUUCAAGGGCGCCCCGGGUCAGAGAGGAAGGCCUGGGUCUGCUGGCUCUAAGGGAGAUACAGGGGACCACGGGCGGUGCGAGUGCAGCAACGUCCACUCCAAACCCGGGCCCCCGGGGGCCGCCGGCGAGCAAGGCAGCAUCGGCAUGAGCGGCGAGAUCGGACAGCAGGGCGACGACGGCGAGGAAGGACCCCAGGGCGCCAGCGGACUGCCUGGGUUCCCGGGCCCCAGCGGCCUGCAGGGGCCCAAGGGGAGGAGGGGCUCCACGACCUCGGCGCUGCAGAAAGGGUACCCGGGGGAUCCGGGUGAGGCCGGGCCGUCAGGGAGUCCGGGGGUGCAGGGGGUCCCGGGUCACCUCGGGACCCCAGGGUUCCCCGGGGCACGUGGCUCCCAGGGCGAGGGCCCGGUUGGGGAGCCAGGGGACCGGGGGUACUGCGGCUCCCAGGGGCCCCAGGGUGCGGCCGGGCUGAGGGGGGACCCGGGACAGGUCCUGGGGGCCUCCAAGGGCCUCCAAGGGCCCCCAGGGGACCAGGGUCUGCCGGGCUACGACGGGGUCGAGGGGCCCCGAGGAUCUUCAGGCGGCUGUACUCCCAGGGAGGACGGAGGGCAGUAUGACGUCACAGGAGACUGCGACGUUACCCCAGGACCCCCAGGCUUGCCGGGGUUCCCGGGACCCACCGGGCUGGAGGGCAUGCCAGGCCCGCCGGGGCACCAUGGAGCCGAAGGCCUCAAAGGAGGCAGGGGAGACAAAGGAGAACGGGGAGAACAAGGCAGAGGCGGCCUCCCAGGAAACAAGGGUUUCGUUGGCCCUCGUGGAGACCUGGGCCAGCUGGGGGCGCCAGGGGUGAAGGGGUACCCCGGGGUCAACGGCAUCCCGGGCCGGGACGGGGGGCCGGGCGCGAAGGGGAAGCACGGGGAGAUCUUUGGGGCCUCCACGGGGGGCCCCGGGGAACCAGGACUCCCGGGCCUGCAGGGGGACCAGGGCCCGGCCGGAGAACAGGGCGGGUCGGGUCACCAAGGGAUGGGGGGCAUGCCAGGGAUCAUCGGGCUGAAGGGUGCAGGCGGACCUCCAGGCCUGCAGGGGGAGGAGGGGAGGCCCGGACCCCCAGGGCGCUACGACUUCCCCGGGCCGCCCGGCCGGACGGGACCACCGGGGCCCCACGGAGUAGAGGGAGAGCCAGGCCUCAGCGGGGAGCGGGGGGCCGAGGGGGACGCGGGGGCCCCGGGGCCCGCCGGGCUGAAGGGCACCCCAGGGGGCUUCGGGGAGGAAGGCCCCAACGGAGACCAGGGGGCCACGGGGGGCCAGGGGGUCCCCGGGCCGGACGGACGCCCCGGGAUCUCCGGGGUCAAAGGGAGCAAAGGGUCUCACGGCAUGGAGGGCUUCAAGGGCCGCCCCGGCGCGCAGGGGGCCCCCGGCUUCAGCGGGGUGAAGGGGGAGACCGGCCUGCCCGGCCAGGGAGGCCUCAAGGGCGGGAUGGGGCGCGGCGGAGAGAAGGGUGACCGGGGCCUGAUGGGUCCUCCGGGAGACAAGCCCCACAUCCCGCGGCAGAUCAUCGCCGACAUGAAGGGGACCAAGGGAGAGGACGGCCACCUCGGGGACCCGGGCUUCACCGGGGCCAGAGGUCCAAAGGGCUACCCCGGUCUUCCAGGGUAUGAAGGACUUCACGGACAUCCUGGAGACCCCAGCCAUGAGAAAGGUCUCCAUGGGAACCGGGGAGCAGAGGGUCUACUGGGCCCCAAAGGAACCCCGGGGCUCACAGGAACCCGCGGGAUCGGAGGCUUUGACGGGAUGAACGGAAACCAGGGGCAGAAGGGCAGUCCUGGGGCCUACGGUGCCUCAGGGGACUACGGCAAGAGUGGCUUCAAAGGGGAUAAAGGCCAGCGUGUCGACCUUCCAGGCUCCACGGGGCUGAGGGGAGAGCUGGGCUUCGCUGGCCCGCUGGGCGAGAAAGGACUCUCUGGCCGUCCCGGAGACAGCGGCAGCCCGGGUUUCAACGGCAUCGAGGGGAGGACCGGGGAGCUGGGAGAUCCGGGAAUAGGGGGAGCCCCAGGCUCCGACGGCCAGGCGGGCUCCCCUGGGACCCAGGGUCAGCGGGGCUGGCCCGGGACCCCCGGGGAGGGCGGGACGCCCGGUGUGUACGGCCUCCCGGGAGAGAAAGGGUUCCCCGGUCUGAAGGGUCUCUACGGACUCCACGGGCUGACGGGGCAGAAGGGUCUCACCGGGCUCCAAGGGCCGGAUGGAUCUGGAACCCCCGGCAACCCUGGAGCCAAAGGGCAGAAGGGAGAGACGGGCGUGCCCAACAGCCAGCCCGGGGUCCCUGGUGUGGUCGGGGAGACGGGCCUCCAAGGACCUCCAGGGGAUCAAGGCCAACCAGGACCCCCAGGGUUCCAAGGUCCACAGGGCCAGGACGGGGUCCCAGACGGACCGGGACCCCCUGGGAGCCCGGGCUACCCAGGACCUAAAGGACUGCUGGGAUUCCCCGGGCAGAGGGGAGUUCCCGGCCUGGAGGCUCCUCCCGGGGAGAAGGGGGUCGUGGGGGGGUUCGGAGCGCCGGGACUUCCCGGUGCCAAAGGACUGAGAGGAGACCCGGGGCCGGCGGGGUACAGGGGGUACAACGGGGAGUCCGGGAGGAAAGGGGUCAAAGGUGAACAGGGGCUGAUGGGGAUACCUGGCCGGGGUGGUAACCAAGGAGGCCGAGGACCAACCGGGCCCAAAGGAUCCUCUGGACCCACGGGGGUUCCCGGUCUCCCGGGCAGCCCGGGCCCCCUGCCGCUCCCCCUCACCAUCCCGGCAGAGAGGGGCGCUCCGGGCCCCAAGGGGAUCCGCGGGCCGGGCGGGAACACCGGGGAGCUGGGAGCACGAGGUCCCCCUGGGGAUACAGGGUUCUACGGCCCAAAGGGACAGAAGGGAAUGCCCGGGAUCGGGGGAACGCCGGGAACGCCUGGGUACCGCGGGGAGGCGGGAAGGCACGGCAACCACGGUCUGCAAGGCAUGGAAGGUCAUCGGGGGACCCCCGGUAUCCAGGGGCUGCCGGGGAUGCCGGGCCGUAGCGUCAGCGUGGGGUACCUCCUGGUGAAGCACAGCCAGACGGAGCAGAAGCCCAUGUGCCCGGUGGGCAUGUCCAAGCUGUGGGACGGGUACAGCCUGCUGUACUUCGAGGGCCAGGAGAAGGCCCACAACCAGGACCUGGGGCUGGCGGGUUCCUGUCUGCCGCGCUUCAGCACCAUGCCCUUCCUGUACUGCAACCCCGGAGACGUGUGCUACUACGCCAGCCGAAACGACAAGUCCUAUUGGCUCUCGUCCACCGCACCCCUUCCCAUGAUGCCCGUGGAGGACGGCGAGAUCCGGCAGUACAUCAGCCGCUGCUCGGUGUGCGAGGCCCCCUCCGUGGCCAUCGCCGUCCACAGCCAGGACGUCAGCAUCCCGCAGUGCCCCGCCGGCUGGAGGAGCCUCUGGAUCGGCUACUCCUUCCUCAUGCACACGGCGGCUGGCGAUGAAGGCGGCGGCCAGUCCCUCUCCUCGCCCGGGUCCUGUCUGGAGGACUUCCGCACCACGCCGUUCAUCGAGUGCAACGGGGCCAAGGGCACCUGCCAUUACUUUGCAACCAAGCACAGCUUCUGGCUGACCUCGGUGGACCAGUCCUUCCAGACGGAGCCCGACUCGGAGACGCUGAAGGCCGGCCAGCAGCUCAGCCGCAUCAGCCGCUGCCAGGUGUGCAUGAAGAACCUGUGAGCUCCACCACUCUGGAGCAGCACUCCGCCGGAUAGAUGGUGGGAAGACAGUUCCUCUCUCCUUCUCCGUAUCCAUCCUCUGUGGAGCCAGGGGGAGCCUGAAACAUUGACCACAGAUCAGUGUGAACGAGACCCCUUCAGCAGCACGUCUGUGGCUUACAAACACAGGACUGAGAGUCUAUGAGAGGAUAGACCGGUAGAACGGAUCAGGGGGCGAAUCAUGAUUUUUAAUGUUCAUAAGUGUAAUGUUCAUAAUGGUGCUUUCUUAAUUUAAUACCUUGACCACCCUGUAACGUUUAACCAGUCAGCCUUCACCAGCUGAACCCAGGAUGUGUGGCCAUCCCUUUAGCUUUUCCUCCUAACACACUCAGCCUCCGGGACGUCCUAGCAGAACCACUAACCCUCUUUCAAGUGCUUCUCCUUUCCUCCACACUGUUUGACACUUUUCAUGUUUCCUCCAUUUUCUCCAAGUUGUUUUAUAAAUAAACACAAAUCAAGUUUAUUCCAUUAUGUUACAGAUUUAUCCACGGUCUCUGAAAUGUGUUUAUCAUAGGUUUAAGUUCAUAUACACAUAUAUAUAUAUAUAUAUAUAUAUAUAUAUAUAUAUACACACAACUAUUUUUUGACACAAUGCACUGAUUCUAUGUCCUAUAUUUAUAUCGACUGAUCAAGCUUGAUUCUCUUUGUUUUGUUUCUUUGGUGCCUUCAUUGUGAUUGUCACGUUACAUUUUACCGGUCCAAAUUCCAAGAGGUGGCUUAAUAGAUGAAGGCCGCAAAGUAUCCUAAAGCAAACAGACUAAAGUUCAAAUUCACCCCUAAUCAGAGGAUCAGCCGUCCUGACUGAACUCUUUCCUAAACCAUUUCAAUCUUUUCACUACUUUGAGUAGGAACAGGUUUGCAUUCAUAUGUUUGGGUCUCAUGUGUCAAUCAUGUUCUGUGACAAAUGCAUUGCAUUGUAAUAGAGACUGAUUAAACAAUUUUUUUCUAAUA